Molecule: messenger RNA, 237 nt
Organism: Plenodomus lingam JN3
Lineage: Eukaryota; Fungi; Ascomycota; Dothideomycetes; Pleosporales; Leptosphaeriaceae
Source: RefSeq, a predicted model, not a curated record
AUGGUUGUUGAGAGUCUGCGUACACGCUCAUUGUCAACCCUUGCUCAUAGACACACGGUGAGCACUUUUGCCUAUUGCCGCACGACACAGUCAGAUAAUCGCACUACCAGUCUUCUCAAAACAGAUUGGUGGCGGAAAUUCAUCAUAGAAGGACCUUUCUCGGUUUUCAAAUUCAUACAGAAUUACAGCGGAACACCUACUGCCUCGAAAAUUCUGUUACCGCAAAACCUCACGUAG